AGUGUCACUUCCAAGAGCUGGCCUUCCAAACCAACGUCAGGCUUUCACCUCUGUGGACAUGGAAGUAGGAAAUCGCACCGUCCUGACCGAAUUCAUCUUGAUGGGUUUCUCAGCAGACCCCCAGCGGCAGCUGAUUCUGUUUGGAGUGUUUCUGAUGCUCUAUUUGGUAACCUUGUCAGGAAACAUGACCUUGGUUAUCUUAAUCCAAAUCGAUCCCCGUUUGCAUACGCCUAUGUACUUUUUCAUUGGCAACCUGUCUUUUUUGGAUUUCUGGUAUACGUCUGUGUAUAUUCCCAAAAUCCUGGCUAGUUGUGUCUCAAAAGAUAAGCGCAUUUCCUUGGCUGGAUGUGGGGCUCAGCUGUUUUUUUCCUGCGUUGUAGCCUACACUGAAUGCUAUCUCCUGGCAGCCAUGGCUUACGACCGCCAUGCAGCAAUUUGUAACCCAUUGCUUUAUUCAGGUACCAUGUCCACUGCCCUCCGUACUGGGCUUGUUGCUGGCUCCUAUGUAGGAGGAUUUUUGAAUGCCAUAGCCCAUACUGCCAAUACCUUUCACCUGCAUUUUUGUGGUAAAAAUAUCAUUGACCACUUUUUCUGUGAUGUAACACCAUUGGUAAAAAUGUCCUGUACAGACACGAGGACAUAUGAGAAAGUCCUCCUUGGUGUGGUGGGCUUCACAGUCCUCUCCAGCAUUCUUGCUAUCCUGAUUUCCUAUGUCAACAUCCUCCUGGCUAUCCUGAGAAUCCACUCAGCUUCAGGAAGACGCAAGGCGUUCUCCACCUGUGCUUCCCACCUCAUCUCUGUAACUCUCUUCUAUGGAUCUCUGUUGUUUAUGUAUUCAAGGCCUAGUUCCACCUACUCCCUAGAGAGGGACAAAGUUGCUGCCCUGUUCUACACUGUAAUCAACCCACUGCUUAACCCACUCGUCUAUAGCCUGAGAAACAAAGAUGUCAAAGAGGCCUUCAGGAAAGCAAUACAGACUACACGACCACAAACAUGAAGGUUGUUCUUUUUGCAAAUGCUGUUAUUGAAUUUUUCAGAUUAUUGGUUUAUAAAUGUGUUCAUAUGCAUUUCUAUAGUUCAAUCAAAUCCAAUAAGUCACAUUUAAAACAUUAAAAAGAUUGAGCAAAUGACUCUUUAAUUGUUAUUAGUUUGUUGUGAUGUAAACAAAACAAACUAAUCUUUAAAACUUAUAGUAUUGGGUUGUUUGACAUUCUGCAAUAUGGUAUUUUGUCUCAGCAGUAUUAGAGUUUUCAUAGAUUUCAUUGUGUUUGCUAUCUUUGGGAGAUCUUGGGAACAAAACAAAUUUUGUGGUUUAAUGAAUAUAUUUUGACUUUGAAGCUCAGUAAGCAAUCUUUACUAGGUGAGAAGAAUAUCUGAAAUGGUGACACUUCUCGAAAUAUGCUCAAGAUUUUACAAAUAUUUAAAAAAUAAUUUCCUCAAAAUUUUUUCAGAAAGCUCUAAUUGAAAAUAUAGGACAUAUCUUUGUAAAAACCUCAUGCUUUAUAUAUAAAGAAAAUAUUAGGAAAAUGUUUAAGAGUUGUUUAGAUUACAAACAACAAUGACAAUAAAACUAUUUCUAGAUUUAUGAAUAAAUAUGUGUCUUUAGAAUUGCAUGCCAUCUUAAAAGAGUGUUCUCUUACAUGGAGUAAGUACUCCGCAGUACUCUCUCAGACCACACAGCGAUGUAACAACACCAAAAUGAAACAUAUGAACAACAACAGUUACCACUGUUCCCUAGUUCGCUUUCUUUUUCCUUUGUCUUGACCAAUAAACAUAAGUUGGAUGUUUUUCCCUGCCCUCGACAAAGCCUGGGCCUUGAACAUUCCUAAGAACUGAUAAACUUGUUUAGGUUAAUGUCUGAAACUCUGAAAAUCAAACAUGUUGCUAACCACAUGGAAACUAGCUCUGGCUGUGAGCCCAAUUCCUUAAACCCUUAUGCAAACUCCAUAACUGAACCCCCUCGUGAUGGCAGGUUGGGUUGAUGUUUCAUUUAGUAGCCUUUAAAAGACUGCAAGUUAAGGACUAUUGGUAUCAUUUUUCAAAUCAGAAGCUUGCAGCUCAGAGGUUAGCACUUGCUUAAUGAAAGGUUAUAACGUUUGCUUUAAUGAGCAUAUUUACAAAAUUAAUUAAAAUUUAAAAAUUUAUGACAAAUCGUUGUAGCUAUUUCAUCUGUCUUUGCUUUGACAUUUCUCAUCUUUCCGUUCAGCUGCAUUUAUUUUCUAACACGUCCUACCUCUUUGCAUCAAAAUAAUCUUAACAUUCCUUAUGCCUCUAUCACAAAGGAAGCUUUUUGAGUACUUGACUAGAAGGAUUUGGGGUGUAUUCCCCAAAUAUCAAUGAUCCAUAUUAUGUUUUCUUUUAAUCUCCAUAAGACUCACUAUGUAGGAAAAACAUUAGGGGAAAAAACAAAGUAAAAUAUAAUUUUACUUUAGGAUGCCGGAAGUAUUACUCUUUCAUUUUGCAUUAAUCAAAGAUACUGAUUUUUAAAAACUGUAUCAAUAUUGAAUGGAAUCUAAAAUUCUGUAGUAUAUAUUAUAGUCUAAUCUCAAAAUCACAAAAGCAAAAAAUGCAAAGAAA
Saimiri boliviensis boliviensis (Bolivian squirrel monkey) is the source of this 2577-nucleotide messenger RNA. Its product is annotated as olfactory receptor 9G4. The record is from RefSeq and is a predicted model, not a curated record. Gene Ontology annotation, molecular function: G protein-coupled receptor activity; olfactory receptor activity. Gene Ontology annotation, biological process: G protein-coupled receptor signaling pathway. NCBI's taxonomy places the organism in Eukaryota, Metazoa, Chordata, Mammalia, Primates, Cebidae. Gene Ontology annotation, cellular component: membrane.